AGAUUGAGAGAGAAAGAGAGAGGGUCCACCGUCUUUACCAAAAUCCAACCCUAGAUAGUCCAAUAAUAACCCUCUGAAAUCUUAGAACGCAGAAAACCAUCUGGAAAACCCUUGAGAAAAUCUCCCGUCAAGUGUUUUGGGAAAGUGGUGCGAUGGAGAAAUCUGGUGGGUGACACCCAAAAAUCCACUUCUAAUUUUUCUCUUUAUGGUGAAGACUAUGAGUGCCUUAAUUCAUUAAACAAGGCAAAAAAAAUACCAAGAAAGUAAGAAAAAAGAGAAACACAGGUAAGCCUAAACUCCGCUAAUCGAUCUUUUUGAAUCGUUACACCUUUUAUCUUACUUCAAUUUCUUGACCUCUCUGUAAAAGUUCAUCUUUUGGUGUAAUAAUAUAAGCAAGCAAUAGUGCUAGACUUUGAGGGGAAAGUAUGGAUCCAGUAACAGCAUCAGCACAUGGUCAUUCCCUUCCUCCUCCUUUUCACACAAGAGAUUUCAAUUUGCAGCAGCAAUUUCAUCAUCAGGGCCAUAAUUCUGAAGAUGAGCAGAGUGAAACCAGUGGCCUAAACAUGGGACAGAUGCGAAAUCGCGAUGAAGGCAGGAAUGAAAACGACACGAACGCUGGUGAGCGCGAAGAGGGCGGGGCCAUGGGUAUGGGAGGAGAGAUGACAAGAAGGCCGAGAGGUAGACCAUCUGGAUCCAAGAACAAGCCGAAGCCACCAAUCAUCAUCACGCGUGACAGCGCUAAUGCACUGCGAACUCAUGUCAUGGAAAUUUCAGACGGAUGUGAUAUCAUGGAGAGUGUUGUGAACUUUGCCAGGAGGCGCCAAAGAGGUGUGUGUAUUAUGAGUGGAAGUGGUAAUGUGACUAAUGUAACCCUAAGGCAACCGGCAGCUCCUGGCGCGGUCGUGACACUACAUGGUAGAUUCGAGAUCUUGUCCCUGGCCGGAUCUUUUCUGCCACCGCCUGCUCCUCCUGCAGCCACCGGGUUGACUAUAUAUUUAGGGGGUGGACAAGGCCAGGUGGUGGGAGGGACCGUUGUGGGCGCACUUUUGGCAUCAGGGCCAGUCAUAGUCAUGUCAGCCUCAUUCAGCAAUGCAGCAUAUGAACGGCUCCCACUUGAAGAUGAAGAGAAUCCGAUCAAUCCAGUUCAAGGGGGUUCACUUGGAUCUCCCCCAGGUGGUGUUGGAGGGCAGCAGCAGGAACAUCUAAUGUCUGAUCCUUCUUUAUUUCAAGGGAUACCACCAAAUCUCCUCAACUCAAUUCAGAUGCCUAAUGAGGCCUAUUGGGCUAGUGGCCGACCGCCAUUUUAGCCAAUUCAAUCAAACUCAAAGAAGGUUAACUCUCUUGAAUUCAACUUGUUUCAUUUCAACUCUUCAAGAUUUUCUAUCUAGAAACUAUUAAGCAGUUCCAGUUACAUUUGGUUUGUUUUGA
This is a messenger RNA of Olea europaea var. sylvestris, 1428 nucleotides long. Its product is annotated as AT-hook motif nuclear-localized protein 24-like. Gene Ontology annotation, cellular component: nucleus. The record is from RefSeq and is a predicted model, not a curated record. Gene Ontology annotation, molecular function: minor groove of adenine-thymine-rich DNA binding; DNA-binding transcription factor activity. Gene Ontology annotation, biological process: vegetative to reproductive phase transition of meristem. Bases 426 to 1307 code for a protein of 293 amino acids. The transcript has a single exon. Lineage: Eukaryota; Viridiplantae; Streptophyta; Magnoliopsida; Lamiales; Oleaceae.